Phragmites australis (common reed) is the source of this 2006-nucleotide messenger RNA. RefSeq names its product beta-amylase 1, chloroplastic-like. Bases 136 to 1749 code for a protein of 537 amino acids. Gene Ontology annotation, molecular function: beta-amylase activity. Gene Ontology annotation, biological process: polysaccharide catabolic process. NCBI's taxonomy places the organism in Eukaryota, Viridiplantae, Streptophyta, Magnoliopsida, Poales, Poaceae. The transcript is spliced from 4 exons. The record is from RefSeq and is a predicted model, not a curated record.
CCUCUCCAACACCUACACUACACUGGUGCCUGCCCUCCCGGAGGAGAGGACUGCUGCGCUGCGGUUUCCAUCCAUCCAUCAUCGCAAGCACGCGCGCGGGAGACCGGGGGACUCCUCCCUCCCCAGUCCCCACCGAUGGCGGCGAUCACCGCGCUGCUGCUCCCUCCUCCUGCCACCUCCUACCGCCUCCACCGCGCGCCUCUCAUCCGCCUUGCCUCCUCCUCCUCCUCCUCCUUCUCCCACUUCCGCCCCUCUUCCUCCCGCCGCCCAUCCUCCUCCUCCUUCUCCGGGGCCGGCAGCGGUGACGGGGGCGAGAUCCUCCACGUCUCGCCGCCCGCCGCGCCCCCGGGGGCCCCCGUCUACGUCACGCUCCCCGCCGACGCCGUCGGCCCGGGGAGCCGCGUGGCGCGGCGCCGCGCCAUGGCGGCCUCGCUCGCGGCGCUCGCCAGCGCCGGGGUCGCGGGCGUCACCGUGGAGCUCUGGUGGGGCGUCGUCGAACGACAGGGGCCCGGGGAGUACGACUGGGCCGGGUAUCUUGAGCUCGCCGCCAUGGCGCGCCGCUACGGGCUCCGCGUCCGCGCCAUCCUCGCCUUCCACCAGUGCGGGGCCGGGCCGCAAGACCCGCUCUGGAUCCCUCUUCCGCAAUGGGUGCUUGAGGAGAUGGAUAAGUUUCCAGACUUGUCAUAUACUGAUAAAUACCAACGGAGAAACAAAGAAUACAUCUCAUUGGGGUGUGAUGUUCUUCCUGUUCUGAAAGGAAGAUCACCUAUGCAAGCUUACUCAGACUUCAUGAGGAGUUUCCGCAAUAAUUUUGAAUAUUACCUUGGGGGCACAGUAACAGAAGUUCAAAUUGGAAUGGGCCCAGGAGGUGAGCUUAGAUAUCCAUCAUGCCCAACUGAGAAGCUAAAUCAGUCUGGCAGCUCAUAUGAAUUUGGGGAAUUUCAGUGUUAUGACAAGUUUAUGCAAGCAUCAUUGAGUGCUCGUGCACAGAUUCUUGGGUUGCAAGAGUGGGGGAAUGGCGGUCCAACUGGCACAGAUGGCUCGCAGCAGAACCUUGAAGAAACUAGUUUUUUUCGCGCUGAUGGAGGAUGUUGGGAUACACCUUAUGGUCGUUUUUUCCUUGAGUGGUAUUCGGGAAUGCUUCUCCUCCAUGGGGAGAGGUUAUGCAUGAUAGCUGAUGCAAUUUUCUCUGGUACUGGUGUGACCAUAUCAGGAAAGGUUGCUGGCAUACAUUGGCACUAUUAUACUUGUUCACACCCAUCUGAACUGACAGCUGGCUACUAUAAUACACUAUUGAGAGAUGGUUAUCUUCCUAUCGCUCAGAUGUUUGCUAGAUACAAAGCUGCACUGUGUUGUGGUUGUUUUGACCUGAGAGACGCAGAAAGAACUGAUUCAGAGAGCAGUCCAGAAGGGACUCUCCGUCAGCUCGUAGGAGCUGCUCAAAUGUGCAACCUUCCUCUGAAUGGUGAAAAUUCUGUGACAAGGCUGGACGACACAUCACUGACUCAAGUCAUAAGAAGCUCAAGGCUAUACUCAAGUCGUGCUUCAGGAACAUCUUUUUCCUUCAACUAUGUUAGGAUGAACAAUAGAUUUUUUGAGUUCCACAAUUGGAGUCGAUUUACCAAGUUUGUUAGGCAGAUGUCAGAUGCCAGGACCUUUCUAGCAAGACUAGACUUCAGGAGAGGGCAGCGAUACCUGUCUUCCAUGUCAGUUGUUUGGGUAGUUAGUCGGGCAUGUGCAUAUACAUGAAAAUUAUCAAAGUGAUUGGAAUCAUCAUGCGCCUGUAAUUUCAAAAAUAAAUGAUUCGAUAACAUGGAAGGAAAAGUUCCGCUCGGUAAAUGGCUCAUUUUUUUGUUGCCAGAAGGGCAGGAAAGGUGUUGCUGCUGACCAAAUCUUGAAGGUCUAUGCUGUAAAGUGGUAGUCAGUAUAGUUGUUGUCAACAAUGUUUGAUCUUUCCAAGAUAAUAUUUUUAUGCUAUAACAUGCCCUGGUGAAUAUUGUGUAGUA